Lates calcarifer (barramundi perch) is the source of this 3331-nucleotide messenger RNA. RefSeq names its product coenzyme Q10A (gene coq10a). The coding region runs from base 519 to 1268 and encodes 249 amino acids. Gene Ontology annotation, biological process: ubiquinone biosynthetic process; cellular respiration. NCBI's taxonomy places the organism in Eukaryota, Metazoa, Chordata, Actinopteri, Centropomidae. Gene Ontology annotation, cellular component: mitochondrion. The record is from RefSeq and is a predicted model, not a curated record. The transcript has 5 exons. Gene Ontology annotation, molecular function: ubiquinone binding.
CCGACGACCCAACGGGCAGAAGAAAGGAACAGUUUGCCCCACCGGCGUUUUAUUUAGCAGCAGAAGGUCGUCGGUAUCUGGGCGAUAUUUGACAUUACUCGGAACCAAAACCAGCCGAAAUAAUUUAACUUUGUUGUGAGUUUGGGGCUCGAACCGCGGAGGGAUGUGAGUGUAGCUGAAAAGACAGCGAGACGCGGCUGUACGUCGCGUUUGUUCGGGCUCGUUAUGAAACCGUGUUAGCUAACGUUCGCUAACGUUAGCAGCUGACUAACGUAACUAACGUUGGUUACGUUGACAGCUCUGAAAGCGGCCGGAGACGCUGCUCAAGUGAAGGUAGUCAACGAGUUUUUUCUCUCACAAGGUGGAAUUAAUUGUGAUUUUAUAAACCCGAAACUGAAGCAGGGUGGGUUUUUGACUGGAACCUUGAAAUCCCACCGCCCACCGUUCUUGGAGCAGACCCCGGGAUCAGCCUCUCAGACCCAGGAUCCCUCUUUUCCUUGAACUGAGUGGCUGGUUUGAUGGCAGCCACGGCCAGUGCCCGGCGAUUACCCAUGGGUGUGCGGACAUUCAGUGACUUUCUGCAGAUUGCCACUGUGGGCUCCCCUCGCUCGUGUCGCGCAGCGGUGCCAAGAGGAUGCCUGCGACAAAACAUCAGACACUUGUCAUCAUGUGGCAUUUUGAUGACAAGAACUCCCAGAGUGCUUUGCCUUCAAGAGUGGGACACAAUGACAUCUGUUCCCCAAAGUAGAAACUUCAUCAGCCUCACCAACAAAAGGAAGGAAUACUCCGAGCGUAGGAUACUUGGGUAUUCUAUGCAGGAAAUGUAUGAUGUGGUGGCCAAUGUUGACGAUUACAAGCACUUUGUACCCUGGUGUAAGAAGUCCCAGACCAUCAUGAAAAGAGCAGGCCACUCCAAAGCUCAGCUUGAAGUGGGAUUCCCUCCAGUGGUGGAGAGAUACACAUCUAUGAUCACGAGUGUCCGGCCUCAUCUAGUCAAAGCAGUGUGUACAGAUGGAAAGCUGUUCAAUCACCUGGAGACAAUAUGGCGCUUUAGUCCUGGCAUUCCUGGUUACCCUCGCACCUGCACGGUAGACUUUUCUAUAUCCUUUGAGUUCCGCUCUUUGCUGCACUCCCAGUUAGCCACCAUGUUCUUCGACGAGGUUGUAAAGCAAAACGUCGCCGCGUUCGAGCGGCGAGCUUGUAAGUUGUACGGCCCAGAGACUCGUAUCCCGCGGGAGCUGAUGUUCCACGAGGUGCAUCAGACGUGAUCUCAGCAGCUGUACAUCCUCAUCUGGCCUUAAACCAUACCAACCUUUAUUCCUUUUACCCAUACAAACCUGCAUGAUGCUGCAUAAUUACCCCCUCCCCAAUGCCCCGCACCUCAAGUCUCCAUCGAAACAUAGACAUCAUAGCGACUCCUGAAGAUGUUAGACGUCCAACUCAAGCAUUGUGUUGGAAUAUUAAUAAUUCUUCUUUUUCCAGCCCCAACAAAUUCCUGCUUAUCUCCCUCCUCCUCUUGUUGUAGUCUGUCCACUUCCUUGUCUACCUCCACUGAGGGGAUACUUGUUUAGCACAAGGACCCCACCAUUGCUCUUGCUCCAUGGCAGUUACAAGCUGUAUUUCUGAAAACAAAACAGUAAAUCAUUGCAACAUCAUGUUACCAGUGGUAGAGAGUCGACUAUUAUUUUAAAUGAACAGCACAGUGACACUGAACAAAAACACCCUUUUUAUUUUUUCUAUAAAAGGCACAGAGGCCCUUUGAUCCAGACUUCUGCUCGAGUCUUACAGUUCACUGUGACCUCAAAGUUACUUGUUGCGCUGACACUUUAUCACGUCAAAGUGUGUCCAAGUUUUAGUUUUAUCUCAGCACUUUGAUCAGCUGAUUAUACUGUAUUAAGAAAACUUUGCCUUCACUUUCAUUGCUUACUUUUAUUUCAGAUGGACAUUUUAAUAUAUUGUUUGACAUUUAGUGGUGCAAAACAAUACUUCUUUUCAUCCUUUUUAAUUUAUUCAUCAGUGGUUAUAUGCAAAAGUUGUAUUGUUUUAUCGGGGAUCGAAUUAAAUGUGCCAUUGAGAGCGUCGUUGCUGUAUGUUGUGACGAUGCCGCUGAAGUGCAACAUUUAGCGAAGGGAAAAAGGUCAUUUCUUCAUCAGUUAGCUGUGGCCUCAGUUAACCUCAAGGUUUGGGACAUUUAGCUUUAACUUGGCUGUUGUUGUUGUUGUGCAGUGAGAAAUGUGUUUUUGGACAUUGAGACUUGGCCUGCUGGUUUUUAAUAAUGCCUUAUUUUACAGCCCAGCACUAGUACUAACUAUUAGGCAAUUAACGGGGGGGGGGGUAACUUUGCACAAACAAGAGCACCUGAAUGAAUCCAUGGACAGGCUGGAGAGUACUGUGAAAUACUGUAACUGGGAUUACAACACAGAUGUCACAGAUCAUAUAGGUUAACUACAACUUUAUAUUUGAUAAAUAUAUAGUUUGGUUUUGCAGAUUCUUUAAGAAAGUAAAGAUUAGACAUUAAGAAUAAUGGGAUAAUCACAGUAAAUGCCAUUUUAAAUCAUGGCAGGUUUAUUGAUAGUGAUCUGAUUAGGCCAUAGUUUGAAUAAUCCAUCCAUUGAUCACUGCAGUAAAACAAACAGUUUGUAAAAGAUGUUGUAUAAGUUCAUUUCUCUGCUUUCUGUGUGUUUUGUGGUCCAUCUUCUGAAGGUCAUCAGGAGGAUGUUACUCCUGUCAUAUACAUUGUUAGUGUAAAAUACACUGGUGGGCUGUAGAAUAAAACAUUAUCUUUUAUCAUUGUCUGUGGGUUACAUGCUUAUUCUUUGGGAAGGUUUAGCUUUUAUUUAUAUUCAUUUUGAUGCAUGGAUGUAACUAACAAAGAGGCAAAUAUAGACAUAGUGUUUACAUGUUGCAUUGUUUGGGCAUGACUACAUUUUGUUGGGAUUUCAUAUCGAACCAGCCCAUCACUUUAUUCCACAAUAAAGGGCUCAUAAAGUUAAUUGAUUGCCAUAUUUUAGAGGUGACUGAUGCGUUCAGGUUGCUGAAAGGUCAGUGGAAGAAGUCAGUCAUUGUGUGACCUUCCUGGUAACAGGCGGUUCAUUUUGUCCACAUGCUCCAAGUCUCAAAUUUCCAACAGAAAACUGAACUGUGGUUCUUUUUUUUUUUUUUUCCAAAGCUGGAUUUUUGACUUCAAAGUUGAUGUGUUUUUAUUUUCUCUGUUAAAACGUUGAUUUGGAAAUGAAGGGAUAUUUACUCAUCAAUGCAUGAAGAAUGUUAAAUCCAAGUUGGCCUGUGAAUCAAAAAAAAAUUGAACUUAUUAAAAGAAUUUUAAAUGCCA